Messenger RNA from Strongylocentrotus purpuratus (purple sea urchin), 3216 nucleotides. Its product is annotated as transmembrane protein 135. The record is from RefSeq and is a predicted model, not a curated record. The transcript is spliced from 14 exons. The coding region runs from base 8 to 1399 and encodes 463 amino acids. Lineage: Eukaryota; Metazoa; Echinodermata; Echinoidea; Camarodonta; Strongylocentrotidae.
UAUCAAGAUGGCAGCCUCCAGUAAACUCUGGGAGAGAGCGACCUGCUAUGAGCUUGGGCAUGUUUGGACUCCUUCUUGCUUGGCAUCUACGUUAUCCAUAGCUAAUGCAUCAGUGAAGUAUUCUUUCAAGUUAUAUGCUGCAUUCUACUUAAUCUCACACACAUAUGGACGACUGAGGAAGAAACAGAGGUUGUCAUGGUCACGAGUACUAUCCUACCUCGGUGAUGUGCUCCAGUCGACAUCCUUUCUUAGUAGCAAUGUCACACUAGUUAUAGCUGCAUUCUGUGUAUUUAGACAUAUAUGUGGUGGAUUCUAUACUGGGUUUGGUUUCCUGUCCUCCUUCCCUGCUUGCUGCAUAGCCAUAUUGACUGAGAGGAAAAGCAGGAGAGGAAUGCUAGCACUGUACACAACAAAUCUUGCAAUGGAAGUACUCUUUAACAUGUGUAAGCAGAGAGGAUUUGUCAGCCCAAUCAAAAAUGGAGAAGUUCUGUUGUUUGCAGCUGCCUCAGCAAUAAUCUUCUUUCUGCUCAGGAAAGGAAACUGUCUCACUAAAGAUGCCAAGUCAGCGCUCAAGUUGUUGGUUGGUAAUUCAGAGAUGCCUGCCUCUGAACAAGAGUCCAACCAAGACACAGGUCCCUCUUCAAGUCAUCCUGGACAACAGGACAGUCCUUCAUUCACUCAGUUCUUACCCAAGAUGCUUCAGACAACUAUUACCAACUUCAUCAACAGAUUAAAAGACCUGAGCAAGCAUUCCUUGUGUCUUCAUGAAUCCAGCUGUCUAUACUACUCCUUAGAGGCAUUCUUGAGGAGGUUUUUCUUGGGUUAUACGAUCCAAGGCUUCAUCAAUGUCCUCAGAGCCUUAUCCAGUGCCUUCAGCAACCCUGGAGAAAUCCCCAGGGCGCUCUACCACAAGGACAACUUCUCUCUAGGUCUCUUCCUUGGCUUCUACUCAGGUCUGUUCAGGAGCAUCAGUUGUCUACUGCGUAGGCUACGGAACAAAGACAACCCCAUCCAUGGACUUCUAGCAGGUUUCAUAGCUGGACUAUCAGCCAUGUUCUAUAGGAGCAAGACACUCUCGCUCUAUCUCACAUCUAAGGCUGCUGAGAACGUCUUUUUCAAGCUUCAAGACUUGAAAUACCUUCCCAUCAUUCCACACGGUGAUGUCCUCCUUUAUGCACUGACUACUUCCGUUGUCCUACAGGCAGCCGUCUUUGAACCUCAUCAAAUCAGACCGGCUUAUUGGAAGUUCCUUUGUGGUCUGACAGGGAACAAAUUUGCCUUGAUGAACCGUAAGCUGUUGGACGUCAGUGGAACGCAAGCCUCCAAGCUCUACCCAGACUACUGGCCACAGUACGAUACAAGGUUCACUCCUAAUCUACAGGCUGCUGGUCUAGUAUGAGCCUCCAAUCUUGAGCCAAAAUCUGUGGUCUAAAUUGAAACCAUGGUCUAGAUCUUGCUUAAAGCCCCGGUGUACUACUUGUAGCUACUUGCACCCUCUAUAUAGCAAACAAUGCCUGAUUGGUGUCUGUUGGUCCUCCAUAAUCCUCUUUUUCACAUGUUAAUUGAGAGCUGAUUUGAUGAGCUAACCACCUGUCAGUGACCUUGCUGGGAGGUCUUAUUGCCCUGGCCAAACUAGUGCAGACAGGCUUUUAAUUGAAACCAUGGUCUAGAUCUUGCUUAAAAUUAAGUUGGAUUAAAGCAAGUGUAAAUGAGCGCAUAUUGCCUGUGUAUUGUGCCUCAUGUAUGAAUUUAUGUCUUUGGAUUACCCACUGAUGUAGCCCUACCGUCCAAUGCUAAUCAUGUUUGGAACAACUCCUCUGAUUUAUCCAGGGCCAUUGCUAGACCAUCUUGAAUAGGGUAGGGAGGUCAAGACCCCUUCCCUGAUAAUGCCCUUCAUUUCUGACCCUUUGUAGCAAUGCCCCUGCGGAUACUAAAUUCACCUGUGUUCACAAAUACAUUCAAGAAGCUUGGUUUAAAAAAAUAUUAUUAUUACCGUUAAUUGGAUAACACCUUUAAAACAAUUAAUUAAAAUAUUUCCAGAGAGUGCAUUCAAAGGGAGUAAAUAUAGCGUAAUAUCAUGAUGGUUGAAUUAAAAAUGACUGGACAAUAAUUGUCCUUGGUGUUCCUGUAUGGUAUCUGUACAUUGGCAAAAUUUGAUGCACAAACUCCAUUACAGGUAUAUAUACUGAAAUUUGUUUCCAUUUGUGUGUAGCAAGUUAUGACAUGCCUGCACCACAUAUCACUCUCAUUCUGUUUUGAUCUGUGAGUUUCCAAGAUACUCCUCCAUUCUGAAUCGUCAGGUUUUGUUUUGCUUGUUAAAUUCAUUUUCUUGAAUGCAUUUGAGAAUCGGUGAACUCCAAGGAGAGGAAUUUCUUGUUUGUAAUCCAGCUGGUAAGAAUUUAUGCAAUAUCAUGUGCUUAAAGUAGAAAUUGUGACAAUCAUUGUGAAAUCUACCUUUUCUCUUUCUGUAUGCAAUGAAUUAUUACAUGUUACUGUAAGGUGUGAUGUGCUAAGACUGCCAUCAUUUAGGAUGCAUAUUUAUGUAUAAUGCUAGAGUCACAUCACCUUUGCAGGAGAAAGAGGAAAAAAAAAAGGGGGGGGGGGGCUGUUAUGAACAUGACAUGCCUGUUUCUAUCUUCCAAUACUGUAGGUGAUAAGUGUACAACGUUAUUGUGAUGUUACAAAACCAAAAAUCUUGUUUAAGAAUAUCAUAGCAUUACAAAACAAAAAUCACUUAAAUAGGCUACACCUUUUGGUGAAAAAUUCUCACUUAAUUAUCAGUAGCCCUCAAGAUUUUUUCUUUAAGAGUUGUCUAUAUGAAUCAUUAAUUUUUGUUGAUGAGCAAUUAUGUUAUCUUUGUAAAUAAGAAAUACUAUAACUGAAAUGAAGUGUGUGCUGUAUGUGAUAUUCUCUAAAAUCUAGAUAUUGAAUUGUUCUGAUAUGGUGAUAAUGAAGAAUUAUAAAAGAAAAGCAGUGUUUGCUGGUGCUUGUACUAAAACAAUGAAUUAUGGUGUGUGUUGAAAUGUAGCACAUACCUGCAUUAAAAUUGACAUGACUUAUUAGAUCAAAAUAAUUUGUGUACCAUCAUAAUGGAGGAAAUUCUUUUUGUUAGCCCUUAAUAAGAUAGAUUUAUAUUGAAUGGGCUAUCACAGUAGGAUAUCAAGACAUGUGUGUUAUAUAAAUAAAGUAUUAAUACUCUGUGAGUAUACCAAAGUA